This is a messenger RNA of Oikopleura dioica, 291 nucleotides long. Lineage: Eukaryota; Metazoa; Chordata; Appendicularia; Copelata; Oikopleuridae. The record is from the annotation of a GenBank genome assembly.
AUGGGUCAUAAUUUGAUGAAUGAAAUUCUGGCUUUUCUUCUUCAGAACUACAUUAUAUUCGCCUUGAUUCUCUUAUUCAUUUGCUUCCUUGUCUUCACCGCAAUUUACUUCACCUAUCUCUUCAUCAGCGAGCGUCAAAUCAGACGGAAAAUCAACUCGAUGAAGAGUUUUCACAAAUUGUACAUUCAAGCAUCAGCUGUCAGCGCUAGAGUAAAGCCGUAUCCGAAGCCAAGAGAAGUUUUUGAAAGAAAAACAUCUAUCCCAAACAUGUUUCUACAGGAUCUACAAUAA